UAUUAUUAUUAUUAUUAUUAUUAUUAUUAUUAUUAUUAUUGGUAAGCAAGUCUGAGAGGUUUUGUUACUCCAGUGUUUUUGUUUGAGUUAUGAGUGGCACAUGUUCUUACACUGACAACAAAUAAAACAGAGACCAGGUGAAAAGUGCUGUUCAAUAUAAAUGACAAGAAGGUCAGUCCAUGGAUGCUUAGAACUGACUGAAAGAUAAAAGCUAAAUCAUGAGAGUCUGGAGAGCCGUGGGAGUCUUUUAGAACUGCGAUUGCUACAUGAAGGAAAUGUUGCUGUGAUUAACCCAAUAUACAUUUGCAGGGAAGCAGAAGGAACCAAAGCCAAAAGCAUAAGAGAGACAACCAACUGUUGAAAAAGGCAGUUAGCUAAAGCAGUGACUGGAAACCUGCUGUCCAGGUGUGUAAAAAUACACACAGAUCAUUCUGGUCAAACUAACAGUACAGGAAAUAUUCAUUUAGAGCUGAGAGCAUCAAACACAAAUAGAGUUUAACCAAGUGCUGGACUUUGUGCUGAAACUGAGAGAGAGAGGAGUGGAGAAUGGCUCUGAGCACUGAGCAAGCUCUGGCACUGCUACUGAUCUUAAACAGCGCUCACCUCACAGCAGUUGCUAAAAAACCGAAUGAGUCGGUAAUGAAGGCACUAGCCGAAACGCCAGUCUACUUGACUUCAGAUUGCCCUUCACAAGACCGUGUUGUUGUCUCUGGCUCAGCUGGGGGGAGAGCAGUGCUGCCCUGUUCUUACACCCCCACCCCUGGGCAGGAUGUAGAAGUCAGAUGGGAGGCAUAUCCAGAUCAGGUUAAAUCUGUUCUAUUAAUCACCUCAAAGACCCCCUCAGCACCCAUCCCUGCGCAGUGGAGCGGCCGAGUGAAGCUGUCUGAUGAAGUCUCCUCUGGAAACGCCUCUCUGCUAAUCUCUGAGCUCAGACUGGAGGACACUCUGGAUUACUUGUGUACAGUGUGGAUCAAUGGGAUAUGUGUCACUUACAGGAAUGUUAAACUGACAGUUCAAGCAGAUUGCCCUUCACAAGACCGUGUUGUUGUCUCUGGCUCAGCUGGGGGGAGAGCAGUGCUGCCCUGUUCUUACACCCCCACCCCUGGGCAGGAUGUAGAAGUCAGAUGGGAGGCAUAUCCAGAUCAGGUUAAAUCUGUUCUAUUAAUCACCUCAAAGACCCCCUCAGCACCCAUCCCUGCGCAGUGGAGCGGCCGAGUGAAGCUGUCUGAUGAAGUCUCCUCUGGAAACGCCUCUCUGCUAAUCUCUGAGCUCAGACUGGAGGACACUCUGGAUUACUUGUGUACAGUGUGGAUCAAUGGGAUAUGUGUCACUUACAGGAAUGUUAAACUGACAGUUCAAGGACCUCCAAAGAGAGAUUCAACUACUUCAACAACAACAACGACCACAACCCCGACAACUAGACCAUCAGCAACCCAGAAAACCAGCCCAUGCCCAACCCAGCAGGGGAAUGCAGCAGCACAGAGGAGAUCGUACUGCAUGAAACCGCUUUGAUAACUGGAUUCUAAUUGGAUUGCAUGUACCUGUAUUUAGUGAGUGUUGUGAGUUAAGCGGAAGUUCAAUUAUUCCUGUGUGUUGCUGCUGCUGGUUCCCUAUGCUAGUAUAGUCCAUUGUGAAAGAGUAUUGCUGUUACUGUAACCCGCUGCAUCCUGCCUGUGCCUGCAUCUCUCCAUUUCUAUAUCAUUUUAAUAAGAGCGUUUUAGCAUUUUGAUAUAUUUCAGGUUCUAUUCAUCACUGAUAGCUAUUAGUUUAUUUUUUGUAUAAGUUAGUUGUUGCUGUUUACUAUAGAUAAUUGUUAAUAACAGUUUUAUAUUAGUGAUGUGAAGACAGCAAAGCACAUUUGUUAAUUUUAUGCUUAGUAUAAAUUAGAUUCCUGAUUACUAUUAAAUGUUAGUUGCACAGUACAAUAUCUUAUUGCUUUUCCUUUUUUGCUUAUGAAUAAUAAAAUAUGUAGCUGUG
Acipenser ruthenus (sterlet) is the source of this 1977-nucleotide messenger RNA. RefSeq lists its product as uncharacterized. The coding region runs from base 547 to 1512 and encodes 321 amino acids. Lineage: Eukaryota; Metazoa; Chordata; Actinopteri; Acipenseriformes; Acipenseridae. Gene Ontology annotation, biological process: immune response; negative regulation of T cell proliferation; positive regulation of T cell proliferation. The transcript has 5 exons. Gene Ontology annotation, cellular component: external side of plasma membrane. The record is from RefSeq and is a predicted model, not a curated record.